CUCUUGCUGCUUUUUUAUUUUGUAGGUGCAACCGGAAGAAAUGUUCGCACGGGCUAAGCUAACUGUGUUGUAGCUGCAGUUCAUGUUUUAAUACCAUCUUUCUAACUGCCAGAUAAAUGGACAUUUUCCUUGGAUGUAAACAGUCUAUUCGCAUUAACUAGUCUUAGAAAUGGUAACAGAGGAGGUUUUAAAGAUAAACUUAGCGCUUGCGUGGAGUUUUUAUUUUUAAUAUGAACGUUUUAUUUGUGUAAUGCUAAUGGCAUAAUAUGUUCGCUAUGCGCGUGCCAAGCCUGUUCGCUCAAGCAAGCUAUUUUAUGCUAGGUGGCUGAAAAAUGUCACUGUUAUUUUAGACUAAUAACAUCCAGUAGUGUUUGGAGACUUAAAGUCGUUGUAAGGCUAAGUGCUAAAUAACGUGUGGCGGCUGUAGAUAUGAACAUCCACCUCGGGAGGAACGGGUUAAUCGGGCUCACCGUCGGAGCUACGGCGGGCUUGGGCUUGGUUGCUUUCAUAGUUUACAGGGAAAUCAGUAAGAGGAGAUGUCAGGGGCAAGUGUCGGAGACCCAGCCAGCACCACGGCUGUUUGACGCGGGGGGAGAACCAGCGCUGAUGCGGGAGCAGCUGGAUGCGCAGGAGAUGGAAGCCCAGCAUCAGGCUUUAGCAGCAGUGGAGGCAGUUGUGCAGGGGCUGUCCCCAGAGCAGCAGCUGGAGCUCAGGAACCAGCUGGACCAGGUGCUGAACUGUGUAGCCUCAUUGCGCUCAGAGGUGGCUGAGCUGAGGGGUGGCUUGCAGGACAUCGCUCUGCAAAUCAUUCAGGAUGUCAAGAAGGGAGUGGAGGAGAGUCAGCAUGUCCGUCGACGGCGUCAUCUUGUCCAUAGAGAGCGUGCUGACUCCACCAGUUCGAACUCAAUCUACUUCACUGCCAGCCAGGGGGUGACCAGCACUAACGAAGAGACCAGUGAAGGAGGAUACUCGACAGCCUACGCAGAGUCGGACUACACGGAUCGGGACACGGACAGAGAGGAGGGUGAGCCGGAGCCUGAUCAAGAGUCUGAGGAAGAGGAGGACAGGAGCUGUGCCACAGUCCUUAACCUCCAACAAGAAGAUUCCCAAGAGGAAGAGGUGGAAGUCGAGGAGGGGAAGGAAGACAAGACAGAGGGAAGGCUGCAGCUGAUGACAGAAGUUCCUAGUGGGGAGCUGGCUCUUCUCCUGGCUCAAAGUGACAUCCUUCACACUGGAGAUGCCAGGUUGAAAGCAGAAGGCUUCCAACUGCUGAUGGAUAACAGGACUGAGUACGGAGACAGCAGGGAGUUUCUAUGGCGACUUGCUCGAGCCUACAGUGAUAUGUACGAGUCAGCAAAGAACAAGCAAGAGAAAACAAGCUAUGCACUAAAAGGUCGGGAGGAGGCGGAGGUGGCCCUGAAGAAGAGUGGUCUGAAUGCUGAGUGUCACAAAUGGUUUGCUGUGCUGACUGGAUUAAUCUCAGAGCAUGAGAGCAUGCACAGUAAACUCAAGAGUACCCACAUACUGAAGGAGCAUCUGGACCGGGCGAUCGCCCUCAGAGAUGACGACCCCAUGUGUUUCUACCUGCUUGGAAGAUGGUGUUAUGAGGUCGCCACGUUGGACUGGCUGGAGAAGAAGGCAGCUGCUGCGCUUUACCAGAGUCCUCCCACCUGCACUCUGCAUGAUGCUUUAGAAAACUUCCUCAAGGCUGAAGAACUCAGUCCAGGUUUCUCCAAGACUGUGAGACUAUACAUCGCCAAGUGUCACAAAGAGCUGGGGAACAUCUCAGAAGCCACAAACUGGACCAAGUUGGCGCUGAAGAUGCCCACAAACUCUCACGCUUUAACCAACGAUGAAGAAACGUCUGAACUGGAGUCUGAGCUUCAGGCCUUAAUAGAAACAUAAAUGUGACCCCCCCCUCAUCUGUGGAUGUUUGUGAAAACGAGUCGUGUUUGCAAAAUGAGAAAAAUAUUGUGGCUUGUAACAUAUCUGCUUUAUCUUUAUUUCUUAUAUUUAAUGAGUUGUUUGUUUUGCAGGAAUGAUUAAAAAACAUCUUAAAGACUUUAAUUUUGUAAAAACCUGAGCGAACGAAGCUACGCUGGGAUUUAACUCCGAUCUGCCGACAUCCACGUGUGCUGGUGGUUUUUACACCUAAACUCAUGAGUCAGUUUCAGGCUGUGGAAAUAAAAAAGUAACUUUAAAUGUAGUUAAGAGCUCAGAUUCUUUAUUGCUGAUGGAGUUGGAGCAUUUUCCCAAAGUCAGGAACAAAUAUUUAUUCACCAGGUUGUAGGUUUGGUGAACUUUUCACCAUCCUAGAAUUUAUCAAAAAUAACUGAAAAUUAAGUCUUUUUCCCUGAAAUGUUCCUGAAUGUAGAAGGAAUAUGAAAACCAUCAUUUUAUAAAUACGUAACCACUUAUUUUUGUAAAAUUAAAGUUGUUCCUGUAAAUAAAAGUUUCAUUUAAACUUUAUUACAGACUCACAUUUGAGUAAAAAUAUUUGUUGUAAAGCAGCAGAAUGAGGAAAGUUUGUUUGGAAAAGCUUGUUUCCAGCUGAAGUAAUCGUACCUGAUUUGAGGGUAAAGAUGUUUAUUUUGACUCCUUGACCCAGAGUCAGGAUAAAUGUGUCUGAGUCUAAUAAACUUUAUUCUGAAUG
Molecule: messenger RNA, 2653 nt
Organism: Melanotaenia boesemani (Boeseman's rainbowfish)
Lineage: Eukaryota; Metazoa; Chordata; Actinopteri; Atheriniformes; Melanotaeniidae
Gene: rmdn3
Product: regulator of microtubule dynamics 3
Exons: 12
Coding region: 430-1905 (491 amino acids)
Cellular component (GO): spindle microtubule; mitotic spindle pole; cytoplasm
Molecular function (GO): microtubule binding
Source: RefSeq, a predicted model, not a curated record